AGCAUGAUUCAUAAAUGGGUUGGGCGUAAGCGUUAGGAAUGAGUUGAAUCAGAAUGAGUUGAAUGAGUUUCUCUACGCGCUGUUUGUUCGGUUACAAUUAAAAUAAUUUUUAUUUCAUUGUUGAAAUCGUUGUGUUUAAUUUAAUGACAAAAUGACAAAAAGAUGGGACGUUCUUCUAUUUGCCCUAUAUUUUAUGUGGCAGGUUGCAUAUUCCCAUCAAGAAUCCUCUUGUCAAAUUCCUCCUGUUAUAAGAGGGUCAUGGUUUUCAUGGGAAAAUGGUAGAAAUACUUUAACAGAGAUAAAUGCUGAAACAAUGACAAAUCGUGGUUAUUGUGUCAAUAUGGUGCAACAGUAUCAUGUUAAUUAUACAUUUGUAUUUCACAAUGACAAGUGCUACUCCUGUGUCAAUUUAAUUGUACGAACAGUAAAUGUGUUGGAAAAACUUGAAGCAAGUUGUAUGAAUUUGCCUGAUGGUGUUGAACCAACUGUGGAAAAUGUGUGCAAAGGUUUAAAAUCCGAUCAACAGUUAAUAACACUAUUUUCUGAGAAUCAUGUUCCUGUAAAUUGUAGAUCAUCUUUAGAGGGUGUUUGGCAAUUUGCUUAUCAGAAUCGAUUCAGGUUUACAGGAGAAUGUGAUCAUCCAGAUGCACAAAUUAGAUCGUGCCAAACUGCAGGAACACAAUUCUUGAUAACUAAUCAGAAAUUCAAUAUAACUUAUAAAAAGUGUUCUGGUAUGAAGGAAACUUUUGACGGAGUGGUGGAAUACAGCUGCUUAGGAGAUUGGUUCGUAGAUAAGAAUCAUUUCUUCGCCGUUGCAAAUACAAAGGAAUCUCGAAAAGAUGAAAAAUAUCGAUGUUUCUUAAAAAAUCGCGAUGACGAUCUCUAUAUCGGAGUAUCUAUUACCGCAGAGUGUAAUACAUUGAAAACUGUUGAAAAAAGUCCCGAGCGUUUAAGAGUAACACCCGUUAAAGCUGAGGUGGUUGAACCAGGAUGUAGAUUACCGGAAGACAUGGGUGGACAAUGGAUAAACACUGCUAACAUCGAUGCUGAUAUUUUCAUUAAUGAAACACAUAUAAUCGAAACUUGGUAUCCUGACGAAGGCCGUUACAGGCGUACGAUUUAUGUUUGUCGCGAGUCGAGAGAUAGCAGAGUCAUGAUGGCGCGAUUGACUGUUGAUGGAUGUCAAAAAGAUUAUGUUUGUUUCGACUUUGUCCGUCGACAUCAUAACAUCAUUAGAUAUCGACGCGGUGUUGCAGUUAUAAAAGAUGAUUUCCACACUGUUUGCUCUUGGGUACAGUUUCCUAACAAAGAAGCAUGGAAAUAUGACUUAUUUUUAGCAAAGGAUCCUGUGCCCGUACGUUGUCCAGUAGCUGGGAAAUACAUGUUUCAUCAGAAAGGAGACGUUUUGUUUGAAACUAGAAUUUUAGGCGGUGUUACGCUAUCUCCUCGUCCGAAUAUCUAUUGCAAACAAAAUAUUUCAGAUUUCUCAGUAUGCGACACUGACCAGAAAGAAAUCGCUAUUGACGAAACCUACUGUUUGUCAGUAGAUCAUUUAGGAAAACCUGUAGACAUUUACAGUUUGCCGGAUUACAAAAUGAAAUGUAUCGGAUUUUGGAAAGAAAAUUUGAAGUCAUACUUAAUAACUUAUGACGAGUUAGAUCCUUAUAGUAAAUAUCGUUGUUGGGUAUAUCAAAGAGCUGAUUUGAACAAAGUCCUUAUGUCUCAAGCUAUUGGACCAUUCUGUGAUCUUAAACAAGAUGUUACGAGUAGUAAUUAUACCGAAGGUGCUGCAGUUGCCUUAGAACUACAGGAAUACGAAAGAGAACGCGACCAAUGUCCAAUGUAUUUCGACGAUGGAAGUAAUCCAUGGGUAGUAAGUGAAAAUUAUAUCAAAAUAUUCAGUUAUGGUAACGGUGGAGUUUCGUGUUCAUGCGCAUCCCUAUUGAUGGCAAUUAGCGUAUGUCACAUACUUUUUCUUAGCCCAUAGUAUUUAAAUUGUUUUAUCAUGAUAAUAUUAGUCAGUUAAAGGUAUUAGUAAAAGUGUUAAUUAACGAAUAAUUUGUACCACUCUUGGUAUAUUAAUUCCGUCCAUUCUGUGUAGAUACACUUUAUUAGAUUUGAAUAAUGGCUAUAUACAUACUUCAAAUUUUUGCAAUGCACUGUUGUAAUAUACAUUAUAUUUUAUGAAUAGAUUUUUUCGAUAUAUUGUAAAAUACAUCGAGAAUCGUGCCUUU
This is a messenger RNA of Hylaeus anthracinus, 2234 nucleotides long. RefSeq lists its product as uncharacterized. Bases 152 to 1987 code for a protein of 611 amino acids. NCBI's taxonomy places the organism in Eukaryota, Metazoa, Arthropoda, Insecta, Hymenoptera, Colletidae. The record is from RefSeq and is a predicted model, not a curated record. The transcript is spliced from 9 exons.